UGAAUACCCUUUUGAAUUGCCAACAAUUCUUCUUUCUCUCUAGCUAUAUCCCUUUUUUUCCUCUCUUAAGCAAAUGGAAAUGGAGUGUGAUGAAAAAGUAAGGGUAUGGAGGAGAAUGUCUUUAUGGGUGAAGAGUUUAUUUGCAAAAUUAGUGGAAAUUGGAAAGAAGGCAAAAGCUCUGGGGAAAGAUGAUCCAAGAAGGGUUAUUCAUGCACUAAAAUUAGGGCUUACACUCACAAUUGUCUCACUACUUUACUAUUACAAACCACUUUAUGAUAACUUUGGAGUUUCAGCAAUGUGGGCUGUCAUGACUGUUGUUGUUGUUCUUGAAUUCUCAGUAGGGGCAACACUGGGAAAAGGGUUGAAUAGAGCAUUUGCAACACUGUUUGCUGGUGGUUUAGGAGCUGGAGCUCAUCACUUGGCUGCUCUAUCUGGACAUGUUGGCCAACCAAUCAUUACUAGUAUCUUUGUCUUUUUAACAGCUUGCACAUUGACGUUUAUGAGGUUUUUUCCAAGCAUCAAAGCAAAAUAUGAUUAUGGAAUGAUGAUCUCCAUUUUAUCAUUCUCUUUGGUAUCCAUAUCGGGGCUUCGAGAUGAUGAAAUAUUUUUGCUUCUUCAGAAGAGGGUUUCUACAAUCUUCCUUGGUGUUUGUGUCUGUCUUAUCAUUUCUAUCUCUAUUUCCCCGUUUUGGGCUGGUCAAGAUCUUCACAAUCGAAUUGCUCUCAACAUUGAAUACCUAGCUCUCUUCUUUGAAGGAUAUGGAUCAGAAUACUUCAAAACUUUACAAGAUAGAGAGGCCAACAAAGAUGAAAAUUUUAGUCAAUUAUACAAAAGUAUUCUCAAAUCAAGUGGCAUUGAAGAUACGUUGUAUAAUUUUGCAAGGUGGGAGCCUGGCCAUGGAUGUUUCCAAUUUCGUCAUCCAUGGAAGCAGUACCUCAAAAUUGGAUCCCUAACUUACCAAUGUGCCUUUAGAGUUGAUGCUCUUCAUCGCAAUCUCCAUUCAAAUGUUCAAUUUCAGUAA
Cucumis melo (muskmelon) is the source of this 1021-nucleotide messenger RNA. Its product is annotated as aluminum-activated malate transporter 2-like. Bases 74 to 1021 code for a protein of 315 amino acids. Lineage: Eukaryota; Viridiplantae; Streptophyta; Magnoliopsida; Cucurbitales; Cucurbitaceae. The record is from RefSeq and is a predicted model, not a curated record. Gene Ontology annotation, biological process: malate transport. The transcript is spliced from 6 exons. Gene Ontology annotation, cellular component: plant-type vacuole membrane.